Serinus canaria (Common canary) is the source of this 3811-nucleotide messenger RNA. RefSeq names its product Rho guanine nucleotide exchange factor 3 (gene ARHGEF3). The record is from RefSeq and is a predicted model, not a curated record. The transcript is spliced from 13 exons. The coding region runs from base 258 to 1961 and encodes 567 amino acids. Gene Ontology annotation, biological process: intracellular signal transduction; positive regulation of Rho protein signal transduction. Gene Ontology annotation, molecular function: guanyl-nucleotide exchange factor activity. NCBI's taxonomy places the organism in Eukaryota, Metazoa, Chordata, Aves, Passeriformes, Fringillidae.
UGCAGAAGGGACCUGGAGCGGAAAGGAAGGACGGGACAACCGAGGAGCAGAUUGGAGCCGGGAAGGGCGGAGAGGCGGGCGGGGCGGGCGGCGGGGCGAGGCGAGCGCACACAGACACAGCCCCUGCCUCCGCCUGCCGUGACAGUCGCCCGGAGUCCCCGGGACCGCGUCCCGCUCGCUGCCGCUGGCUCCCCGUGCCCACCUUCCGCAGCCCCUUCUCGCUAUCGCCGGGCCGGGGCGGCAGCUCCGCCAGCCGCAUGCCCGGAGCGGGGCAGGAGCAGGACGGCGCAAGAAAAAAAAUGAAUUCUGAAAGCUCAGCCCUUACCAUGAGUAGCCCUGCUGUAAUAAACCAGUGUGCCAGAGGAGGAAUGGAGCAAGAAAAAAUUUGGCCGAAACAGCAGCAACAGAAUAAUUUUUCCUUGUUUUCUUCCACCAAGGGCUGGAAUUUCAGAGGGAAAAAACGGAAACAGAGUACUCAAGAUGAAGAUACAAUCAGUAUCUGCAGCCUGGAUACAAGUGAGCCCAGUAACAAACGGGUCAAGCCUCUUUCCAGAGUCACAUCCCUGGCCAGCCUCAUCCCCCCCGUGCGAGCCACUCCGCUGAAGCGCUUCAGCCAGACCCUGCAGCGCUCCAUCAGUUUCCGCAGCGAGAGUCGCCCCGAGCUGUUCAGCCCGCGGCCGUGGUCCCGCAAUGUGCCCCCUGCUAACACCAAGAGGAGAGAUAGCAAACUCUGGAGUGAGACCUUUGAUGUCUGUGUCAAUCACAUGCUUACAUCCAAGGAAAUCAAGAGGCAAGAGGCUAUCUUUGAACUUUCCCAGGGAGAAGAAGACCUGAUAGAAGAUCUGAAGUUGGCAAAAAAGGCUUAUCAUGACCCAAUGCUUAAGCUUUCCAUAAUGACAGAGCAAGAACUGAACCAAAUUUUUGGAACACUGGACUCUCUAAUUCCUUUGCAUGAAGAUCUUCUUAGGCGACUUCAGGAAGUCAGGAAACCUGAUGGAUCAACAGAUCAUGUUGGCCAUAUCCUCGUGGGUUGGCUGCCAUGCCUGAACUCCUAUGACAGCUACUGCAGCAAUCAAGUGGCAGCCAAAGCUUUAUUGGACCACAAGAAACAAGACCACAGAGUGCAGGAUUUCCUGCAGCGCUGCUUGGAGUCUCCCUUCAGCCGCAAGCUGGACCUCUGGAACUUCCUUGACAUCCCCAGAAGCCGUUUGGUGAAAUACCCACUAUUGCUCAGAGAAAUUUUAAGACACACACCAAAUGAUCAUCCAGAUCAACAGCAUCUCGAAGAAGCUAUAAAUAUAAUUCAGGGCAUUGUGGCUGAAAUCAACAUAAAGACUGGUGAAUCUGAAUGCCAGUAUUACAAAGAGAGACUUAUUUAUCUCGAAGAAGGCCAAAGGGAUUCAUUGAUUGAUAAUUCACGUGCUGUUUGUUGUCAUGGGGAACUGAAGAACAACAGGGGAGUGAAACUGCACGUGUUCCUCUUUGAAGAGGUGCUGGUGAUCACUCGGGCUGUGACCCACAACGAGCAGCCGUGCUACCAGCUGUACCGGCAGCCGAUUCCCGUGCGGGAGCUGCUGCUGGAGGACCUGCAGGACGGAGAGGUGCGCCUGGGCGGCUCCUUGCGCGGGGCCUUCAGCAACAACGAGAGAAUCAAAAACUUCUUUAGAGUCAGCUUCAAAAAUGGAUCCCAAAGCCAGACUCACUCUCUCCAAGCCAAUGACUCCUUCAACAAGCAGCAGUGGCUGAACUGCAUCCGGCAGGCCAAGGAGAAGGCAGCGGCGUGCGCGGGCACGAGCGGGCCGGAGGCGCGGUGCCCCCGCGGAGAGGCCCUGGAGCGGAUGGAGCAGUCGGACUGUGAGUCGGACUGCAGCAUGGACACCAGCGAGCUCAGCGCCGACUGCGAGCGCAUGGAGCAGACGAACUCCUGUGAGAGCCAAAAGCAAAUAGAAACCAAUGUUUGACAAAAACUUACAGCUCCUGGAAGAAAGCCUGUCUCUUACCUGUACAGUAUUUGCAUUCCAUACGUGGAACCAUUCGGAGAAGCACUUUUAGAAUGUUUUUUGUGACAAUGUCAAUGCAGUUCUUGUAUUUGUACCUGUGAGUGUCGUACUGUAACUGCCCAUCUGUAUAAGCUGGAAUCUCUUGCAACUCGUGUCCUGUGAUGAUAUUCCAUAAACACCCAAGGUGGAUGAAAGAGGUACUUGACCAGUUAUUCUCAAUGUCCUGCUGUAAACAAAAUCUCUAAACUACUGUUUAUAUAUGCAUUACAUAAAUAACCUUUCCCUAAUUUUUAAGUACUUUCUUUGCCCUUUAAAGGGGGCAGCUGAAGAUGUGGACUUAUCAUCUUGAAAUUCCAUAUUUUCUUAAAGGUAUGGAAAGAAAAAGUAGUUUCUUGGAAAAAAGAAAACUAUCUUGCAAUAAGCUACCCAAACUCCUGUGGUAUUAAAUCAGCAAGAACUACAAACAGCGGGCCAUGAAACCAGAGACUCUUUAGGGAUUUAUUUUUCAAAAUGAAGCACUGUCCUAAGAUCCAGCAGCCAGAUUUACUAAAAUCUGGACAUUUCAAAUGGUCAGCAUAGUUAGAUGGUUUAUUUUUCAAAGAAUGUAAUGCUAAAAAUAAUCAACUAAAAAAACCACAACCAAACCUUACAGCCAGCACUGAAUUAAUGGAAAUGCUGAGAAUACUGGAUGUUUGUAAAUAAGCUGGUAAUUUGCUUUCAGUGCCAUAUAUAUAUAUAUCUUAUCCCAAACAGAAUAAGAGUGGAAAGGAGCUUUUGCUUGUGAAUAGGCCCUCUUCAGCAUUUUGCACUCCACUGACCUCCACUGUUGGUUUUAAGCACCACUAAUGUUAAAACAUUUAAUGUUCUGUAAAUGUCUGUUUACAAUUACAUGUAGUUGGUUUUUAAAACUAAGUGAUGAUUUUUUUACAAAUGGUGCUCUACAUAUAUACCCUGUGGGAUUAUGUAGAGAGAGUUUAAACAAAAAGGGAAAUUUUUGUCCUUUAAGAUGUAUUACAUCCUUUUUACUUUCCUCAAGUUUUGUUUUAAAAGUUUUUGUUGCGUUUCAUUUCAUACUGUAAUUGGAAAUGUUACUGUGUUUUCUGGUGGCUGAUUUAACCUACUCAUUAUGAUGAGAAGCAGAUGAGUCACUUAAAUGCAGUCUAAAACACAUAGUGAUCAUCCUGUUAUUUUUCAGGAAUCCCUGGGUAGUAUUUUAUUUCUUAAUGUAAAAAAUCAUGCCAGUGCUGUGUGGCAAGCUAUGAAAAUGAUAUAUUACAAAUUUUAAAUGAUUCUUGGUAUCACAAAAGAUAACCUGUGCAAAGUACUUGUAACAACAAAAGUAGAAAAACUGCUAAGUUAUUGCCAAAAAUAUUUUUUCUUGUGUUCUACAAGUUUACAUAAAAUUUACUAGUUAUCUUACAUAUAUAUAUGCUGAUGUGCAUUACCGAAAUCAGUGUGACAAGAUGAUAAACAAUAUAAAACAAGGUAUUUUUAUUUUUUAAAAAAUGGCAUUUUUACCCUAUAGAACAUAUUUCUGUAUUUAUAGUUUUUAAAAAAAAAAUCGAUUUUCUUUCUGUUUCAGGCUUUGUAAUUUAUUUCAACUGCUUCGGUUUUAGAGCUGAAUGAGUGAAGAUGAAAGGAAAAAUCUGCAAAAGAAAAGGCAUAGGGAAGUUAAGCAAAAAUGUUGAUAAAGAGCAAAAGGCAUGUAAAAUGUUCAGGUAGAGAAGAAAGAAGGAAUGUGUCUUUUGACUUUUUUUAUUAAUGGCCUUAAACUUUUCUGGAAGCAUUUCAAAUAAAUUACAUUAAACCAC